CUCUCUCUCUCUCUCUCUCUCUCUCAAUUAGCAUAAGCAUAAGAAGAGAUCGAUAGAAUAAGAGGAGCAUGGAGCUUGGAUUAAGCUUAGGAGACUCUUCAAGGCCUUUCGUUGGGUUCAUGGAAAAGCCUCGUAGUGAACCUUCUUCCAACCAACUUGGAUUAGGCUUCACCACCACCACCUUGUCCAUUGGACCAAUCAUCACUACUAAAAGACAAAGGGAUCAACAAGAACAACAACUACAACAACAGGAACAUGAAGAUAAAGAAGAAGCAAAACCAAAGGACGACAACCCUCAUCUUCAUCAGCUUGAUUUCCUUCCUCAGCUCUCUCUCCCAUGGCACCCUUCUGAAAACGGUAGAGUGUCAAAAGGUUUGGACGUAAACGUGCUGCCGCUGACAACCGUGGCGGCGACGGCGGCGGCGGGGGCAGAUGAUGAGGUUGAGGAAGGGGAGGCGCUGUCAUCGUCCCCGAAUAGCGCAGCGUCUUCCUUUCAGACGGAUCUAUGCAUAUUUGGUGGCGGUGGUAGUUACAGCGGUGGUUCGGGAGGAAACUAUUACAACUACGGUGGGAAAAGAGAUCACUCUGAUGGCGAGGGUUAUGAUCACCAAAGGGAUUGUUCAAGAGCAAGCGACGAAGAUGAAAACUGCGGCCGUGGCGGCGGCACAAGGAAGAAACUCAGGCUCUCCAAGGAACAAUCCGCUUACCUUGAGGAGAGCUUCAAAGAGCACAACACUCUUAACCCUAAACAAAAGCUUGCUCUUGCUAAACAACUCAAUCUUCGGCCUCGCCAAGUUGAAGUCUGGUUUCAAAACAGAAGAGCAAGGACAAAGCUGAAGCAAACUGAGGUGGAUUGUGAGUAUUUGAAGAGGUGCUGUGAGACACUAACAGAAGAGAACAGAAAGCUUCACAAGGAGCUUCAAGAAUUGAGGGCUCUAAAGACUUCAAACCCAUUCUACAUGCAGUUACCGGCAACAACGUUGACCAUGUGCCCUUCUUGUGAGCGUGUUGCUACAAAUCCUUCUUCGAAUAAUUCUCCCUCACCAACUCCUCCUUCUAAUAAUAAUUCUAACAAUAAUAAUAUUAUUAAUAGUAAUAAUGACUCAAAUUCAAAGGUCAUUGGAUUCCCUCUUGGGAAACACACGUUUCAUCCUUUUGCUCACACCACACAACCGCAACAACAUCAUCCACAUCAGUCCACAGAAUCGUGAAUCAUGAAUGUAUAUGAUCAAGACCACCUUGAUGAUUGCAAUGGAGUUGAAACUUGGAAAUUGAUUUCAUUUUUGUACAUAAGGGAAGUUCCUUAUAUAGUCCUUUUCUCGUUUUUUUUUCUUUCUUUCUUUUAUUUUAUUUGUUUAUAUAGAAUUAAGAAAAUUGGGUUUGUUAUAGUUUGAAUUUCUAGAUAUUUUCCGUUCUUCCUGAGUUUUAUUGAUGGGAUGAAGUCAGAAAAAAGGGAAGGAACAGAGGAACAAAAAUUUUUAUUUAGACAGGGAAAGUAUAUAAAUAUCAGGGAAGGAAUUGAAAUGAUACUGGUUGUCAUAGAAAAUCCAUAGUGUGUGUUGUGUGGUUAUUUUUGUCUGGUUUUUAUUUUAUUUUUUUGGUUG
Molecule: messenger RNA, 1604 nt
Organism: Arachis duranensis
Lineage: Eukaryota; Viridiplantae; Streptophyta; Magnoliopsida; Fabales; Fabaceae
Product: homeobox-leucine zipper protein HOX11-like
Exons: 4
Coding region: 69-1211 (380 amino acids)
Biological process (GO): regulation of DNA-templated transcription
Molecular function (GO): DNA-binding transcription factor activity, RNA polymerase II-specific; sequence-specific DNA binding
Source: RefSeq, a predicted model, not a curated record